CACCAUCUCAUGGCGCCCAAGACAUACUCUGGCAACUGCCAUUGCGGCGCGAUCAAGUUCAAUGUUGUCCUCCCCAUUCCGAUCGAGGAAAUGGGUCUCAAUGCCUGCGAUUGCUCGAUCUGCACCAAAAAGGGCUACCUCUUCGUGUUUGUGCGCAAAGCAAACGUGACUUUCACCAAGGGCGCUGGGACGGACGGUCUCGGAGGUGGAAUACUAGUUGAUUAUCGGUUCAACAGCCGCAUGGUCUGCCAUCGCUUCUGUGGUCGUUGUGGCACGCCGUUUGGUGUUGUGAGACCACACAUGGGGGCGAGCGAAGGGUUUGCACUCAAUGCACGGAUGCUGAUGGGCGUCGAUUUGUGGAGUCUGGAUGUUGAGAAGUUUUCCGGAGGAGCACCAUGGCGUCCAUAUAACGUUCCGACCUAUCCCAAACUCAAAGAGCUACUCGCCCAGCCGCUCGAGGAUGGAGAAAAGAUUUACCACGGCAGCUGCCAUUGCGGCGCCGUCACGUUUGCCCUCAAGAGCCCGUGGUCCCUCGACAAAGCAGGGCCAGAAGGUGUCGAAAACAACCACGUUCAAGAAUGCGACUGUAGUACCUGUAUUAGAUCUGCGGGCAUGUUCACCUAUCCUCGUCCGCUCAACCGCGUCUCCAUCCACACCACCUCUCCUGAUGCCAUAACCACCUACGUCAGCCCGGUGGGCAAAGGCUUUGGAGGCGAGCAGUUCUGCAGCACUUGUGGGGUCCCUCUUUUCCAACAACUCAUUGGCCCCCCUUCCGGAGAAAGUUGCCUCGGCCCCAGCUGA
This is a messenger RNA of Mycena indigotica, 801 nucleotides long. RefSeq lists its product as uncharacterized. The coding region runs from base 10 to 801 and encodes 263 amino acids. Gene Ontology annotation, molecular function: carbon-sulfur lyase activity. The transcript is spliced from 2 exons. NCBI's taxonomy places the organism in Eukaryota, Fungi, Basidiomycota, Agaricomycetes, Agaricales, Mycenaceae. The record is from RefSeq and is a predicted model, not a curated record.